AUGCUUCCAUGCAGAAGGCGCGGUCAAGCGCUCGCACGUCGAUUCACAAGAAAACUGUCUGCAAGCACGCAAUUGCAUCAAGAUGUCAGACCGACAACUGCGCCCAAACAGUUUCCGGACUUGAAGAGCAUACGGAACAAUCCCAAAUUGUACUCAGAAAAUGCAGUCACACGGAACUAUGACAGACACAAAGAUAGUCCUCGCAGAAUAGCAGAGCUGUCUGAGACUGUCGCUGCAAUCAACAAAAAUCUGGUGCAGCCCAGAAGAGAGUUGAAAAAUCUUGAGAAAAGACUGGGAGCUGCUCGUGCUGCGAAACAGGAAGAUCAAGCUACACAGCUAUACUCAGCCAUACAGGCCUUAAGAAAGCAGGUUGACGAUGGCUCUACACAGCAAGAGUCAGCUUCAGAUACUGCUGCUGACUUAGCACUAGCUCUACCCAAUCUCACCUCCCCGAACACACCUCUUAAUGGCGAGCCGAAAGUCCUAGGCUAUAUCAACUACGAUCCAGUGUGCCCACCUCAACCAGCUGCCGGAGCAGAUCACUCAGUUAUCGGGCAAGAGCUAGGACUAUUGGACUUCUCCUCUGCCUCGACUACAACCGGCUGGGGUUUCUACUACCUGCUGAACGACGCUGUCCUUCUUGAACAAGCUCUGAUUCAAUAUGCCACCUCGGUUGCUCUAAAACAUGGCUGGAAGCGAAUCACGCCGCCCUCGUUAGUAUACUCUCAUAUCGCUGAUUCUUGCGGCUUUCAACCGAGAGACGCAAAUGAUGAACAGCAGAUAUGGCAAGUUGCUCAGGCGGAUCGUGAUGUUGGGAAACCGAAGCGAAGUCUGGCUGCCACUGCCGAAAUCCCGCUUGCUGCUCUCUGGGCUGACAAGGCCAUACCUCAAAAGUCUCUGCCCUUGAAACUAAUAGGCACAAGUCGCUGUUAUCGUGCCGAAGCUGGAGCAAGAGGUGUUGACACGAAAGGUCUCUACCGUGUACACGAAUUCACAAAGGUCGAAAUGUUCGCCUGGGCUGAUGCACCUCAAGGUGAUAACUUGUCAGCAGAGAAUACAACCGAGUAUUCGACCCAGGUCUUUGAUGAAAUGGUCAGCAUACAAACCGAGAUCCUGUCUUCUUUAGGUCUACCUUGCCGCAUCCUAGAAAUGCCGUCCAGCGACCUUGGUGCUUCGGCCUUCCGGAAGAUUGACAUUGAAGCCUUCUUCCCGUCCAGAUUAAGCCGCGAUCAAGGUUGGGGAGAAUUGACCUCUGUCUCGGUUUGUACAGACUAUCAGAGCAGGAGAUUGAAUACUCGUGUCCAGGAUGUGGACGGUGCCAAGACCCGCUUUCCUCAUACCAUCAAUGGCACGGCAUUGGCCGUUCCUCGUGUCAUGGCUUGUAUACUGGAAAACCACUGGCGAUCAGACGAUCGGGUAGUGGCCAUACCGGAAGUUUUGAGACCAUUCAUGGGCGGUGCCACUACGAUAGGACCUACUUAG
Molecule: messenger RNA, 1482 nt
Organism: Lithohypha guttulata
Lineage: Eukaryota; Fungi; Ascomycota; Eurotiomycetes; Chaetothyriales; Trichomeriaceae
Gene: DIA4
Product: Serine--tRNA ligase, mitochondrial
Exons: 1
Coding region: 1-1482 (493 amino acids)
Biological process (GO): mitochondrial seryl-tRNA aminoacylation
Cellular component (GO): mitochondrion
Molecular function (GO): tRNA binding; ATP binding; serine-tRNA ligase activity
Source: RefSeq, a predicted model, not a curated record